This is a messenger RNA of Neolamprologus brichardi, 667 nucleotides long. RefSeq names its product S100 calcium binding protein Z (gene s100z). Lineage: Eukaryota; Metazoa; Chordata; Actinopteri; Cichliformes; Cichlidae. Gene Ontology annotation, molecular function: calcium-dependent protein binding; calcium ion binding. The record is from RefSeq and is a predicted model, not a curated record.
UCAGAAGAGUCUGUGAUCUCAUUUUUGCAGGACUCUAACCAGGAAACUGCAAGUGUGCCUUUAAUCUCUCCAGCAAAAUGCCAAGCCAGCUUGAGAGUGCAAUGGAUGCACUGAUGACAGUUUUCUACAAUUACUCGGGACAUGAUGGAGAUAAAUACAAGCUCAACAAGGGCGAGCUGAAAGAACUCUUGAACAGUGAGCUCACCGACUUCCUCACGUCUCAGAAAGAUCCCAUGCUGGUGGAGAAAAUCAUGAAUGACCUGGACUCUAACAAGGACAACGAGGUGGAUUUCAAUGAGUUUGUUGUGUUGGUGGCAGCUCUGACUGUUGCCUGCAACGACUUCUUCCAAGAGCAACAGAAGAAAAAGAAAUAGGUGUCCAAAAAAACCCAAUGUCCAUCCACAUUUUAAGCAGUAGCUGAAUUGUGUCGUAGUUUUCCCAGAGCAUAGGAUUGUCAUUUGUGGAUGUAAACGUAACAAUGUACAGACUGGAGCUGUUAAACAAUCACUUGAUCUCACAUGUGUAAUUGGUUUUCUUUUAGUUUAGUCUGCAAAAGAAAGAAUAGAAUAACUUACUGUUGAUUAAUUCAGAGGUAUUUUCCUUAAAAAUGAUAAUGUGGUCAUCAAAAAAACUUUCCUAAAUCCUUACAAGAUUUUGUUCCAACAGA